Messenger RNA from Pieris brassicae (large cabbage white), 614 nucleotides. RefSeq lists its product as uncharacterized. Gene Ontology annotation, molecular function: odorant binding. The record is from RefSeq and is a predicted model, not a curated record. The coding region runs from base 93 to 542 and encodes 149 amino acids. NCBI's taxonomy places the organism in Eukaryota, Metazoa, Arthropoda, Insecta, Lepidoptera, Pieridae. The transcript is spliced from 5 exons.
AAAUACUUGUUAUUCUUGACACAGAGGUAGAUACGAAUUUGGAUGAGUAUAAGACGCCCGCGUAUUUAAAUAAAAAUAUAAAAGUAAAAAAAAUGUUGCGUUUCGCUUUGCUGUGUCUUGGAUUUUUGGCGGUGGCCUUUAAUGAUGUAGAAGCCUUGAAUCAAGUGGACAAAAUGAAGCUCUACGCGAUUAUACUGCCCACCAUUCAAGAGUGUAGCGGCAAGUAUGGAGUUUCCGAGGAGGACAUCAAGAAGUCCAAGGAGACGAAAAAUAUAGACGGUUUGGACGAAUGCUUCAUCGCUUGCGUAUUCAAGAAAGCCGGAGUGAUAAACGAUGGCGGACAGUUUGACAUUGAAAAGUCUAAGGAAUUAAUUUCAAAGUACCUCUCCGAUUCUGGUGACCAGGCUAAAGCACAGGAAAUAAUCGGAAGAUGUGUCUCUGUAAACGACCAACCUGUUGGCGACAAUGAGGGCUGCCAAAGGUCCAAGCUGUUAAUAGAGUGCUUACUGCCAUUUAAAAAGGAGUUUGAAGGAUCUCGUUAAGAAGAUACAAAUCGAAAUUAUAUGUAAACGCUGGCUUUUUGAGACAAUAUACUGAAUUAAACAUGUUAUCGA